CCAAAUUUAAAAAUGUUCCGUUACUGGUUGUGUUUUGUUUUUUUCUUGGCGGGUAACUGCGGCGCGAACAACUGUAGGGACGCCAACCUUUGCUGUCCGGGGCGGGACAGUGCCUGUGUGGUGCAGAAGGCGCAUCAGAACGCGAUAAUUGAGGAUUUGACGGACAAGCCGUGUUACUGUGACCAUGCGUGCUUGAAAUUGGGAGACUGCUGUUCAGAUUUUAGAGAAACCUGCGGAGUGGUCGACUGCGACGUAUCGCCCUGGGGCUCGUGGUCGACAUGCGACACGCGCUGUGGCGCCGGCAGCAUGGUGCGCACGCGGCGCGUAAUCCGCUCCCCGGCGCGAGGCGGCCGCCAUUGCCCCUCGUUGGUGCAACGUCGCGCGUGUCAGGAGCAUCAAGGGUGUCCGCAUGACAGCAUGCUGAUGCAGCGAGACGAGACGGCAAUGAUUCUGCCCGGCGCUUUGUCAGUGAGCCGCCAUUUUAACGCGACCUCCGACAUCCGCAAGAACCUGCGUAUGCGCAACCCGGACGACCCCGAAGCCAACGCGCACAGAGAGUACUGCGUCGAGUUUCAAGUGACCAAGGUGUCGAAAGCCUGCCACCUGGACUCUGACUACAAGGCCCUGAGAGAAGGCGAGAAAGUGUGCGUACUCUGCGAGGCCGCAGCCCUGCGUCGCGACCUAAAGUGGCGGUGCGGCGGUCACGGCGUCACCGGCCACUCCACCCGUUUCUACGCGCUGGUGGCGCCGCACUGCCGAGGCAAGUGGCAGCGCGCCGGCAGCCCGGACAAGCGCGACCACUGCUGCGCCAACCCUAACUUCAUAUUUGUGUAA
Molecule: messenger RNA, 834 nt
Organism: Cydia fagiglandana
Lineage: Eukaryota; Metazoa; Arthropoda; Insecta; Lepidoptera; Tortricidae
Gene: vex
Product: somatomedin-B and thrombospondin type-1 domain-containing protein
Exons: 5
Coding region: 13-834 (273 amino acids)
Source: RefSeq, a predicted model, not a curated record